Molecule: messenger RNA, 2937 nt
Organism: Globicephala melas (long-finned pilot whale)
Lineage: Eukaryota; Metazoa; Chordata; Mammalia; Artiodactyla; Delphinidae
Gene: C2H14orf119
Product: chromosome 2 C14orf119 homolog
Source: RefSeq, a predicted model, not a curated record
CGCGGAUCCGGAGGCUGGCGCUGGCGGCCUGAGCGAGCUCGCGCCGAGCUCGGACACUGCGCCUGCGCCGCGGCAGAGACUCGGCUCUACCGGGUCAGCUCCCCUCCGACACCCCGGCAACGCCGUCUACUCACCCCUUUGAGCCGCUUGACCAGGGCACUCUUCUGCCCGCUCUUGGCUAGGCCUCGCUGCUCCAGUGCGGCCUUCAGGUCGGUCACCCGCAGCGCCUGAAGAGGCUUCCCGUCCAGAGUCACCUCCUCCAGCUCCGCCAUCUUGCGUGAGGUACUCGGGUCCGUCCCGACGGCUUCGGGCAUCUUCGGUAAUUUCCGCCAACGCCCUUCGAACGUACCGAGUUGGCCCCGCCCACUUCCAUAGUCAACCCCUCGAUUACCACUCAGAACUCCCCGGGUUCCUCCGGAAAUUCUCGGGUGUUUCCGUCUCCACAUCGGCACCAAUUGGUUCUUUCCAUCCUCCUAGUCGCUCCCCCUCCCUCAUCCUGCUUUCAGAGCUCGGUUCUCUUCGUCUUACCGAGGCUUUGAAUCGAAUCUGUUCGGAAGCUCUCGACUCUGGCAUAACCAUAAUCGGAAUUAUUCGGCUAUCUCCGGACCUAAGGCUGAGACGCUGUGGCGCUUGGGUGUUUGGGGCUGGUCCGGGACCGGAAGUGCGUGGGCUUCCCGGCUGGCCCUCCUUAGGGUUUUUAGGAAACCUGGAAGCGGCGGCGAUAGUUGAAGUCUAAACACUCUUGUGACGGUCUCCGGGUGCCCUGUGAGAGGAAAGGGGAGGUAAGCGGGGUAGAAGUACCUCCCUGGGCCGGGUCAGACUCGGUGUUUACGGGCUGCCCUUAGUAGGGCAAGCCUCCCGCUCCCCUACGGAAACAGCUGCCGCCUCCCAUCCUCCGAAUCCCCGCCACUCCCAUCUAAGGCUACGUUGCUCUUUGGGACCACGGAAUGCCAGGCUCCGUGGCCUCCAAAGUGGCAAGCGGCAGCACCGUGUCUUUCGACCCAGCCUGUGAACUAAUUCGUGAUAAUUGAACUUGAGCUUGCCGUGGAAGCCAUGUCGCGAGACUCGGGAAAAGUUAGCCCUUUCUUCGAGUAAGAGAAUAAAAUUCCUUUAGGAGGAAUUGCUUCUUGUAGGGCCACUGUGAAAAGGCAACUUCGGCUGGACCGUUUUGGUACAGAACUGAUGUUAAUUGCUUCGGGGUUCCUUUGUCACUACAAACACUCCAACUUAGAGCAGAAGAAACACAAACAGUAAAAUAGGUCGUAAACAAGUAGUUUGUUUUCCUUGUUAGAGAUUCAAACUGUGGGAUUUGAAAACUAUUCAAGUUGGCUGACCUUCCAGUUGCAUUAGUGAUGCGAAUCAAUGGCAAGUCAUCAAUAGGUAUUAUAUUAAACAUGAAGGAAAAUUGUUCAGACAUGAAUUGUCACACAGCUACAACAGUAUAACAGUUGUUAGAUCCCUAAGCCAACAAACCAAUCAGACUGUUUUUUCAGUACUGAAUAAACACUUGGCUUCUUCUGUUUUUCUUACUUUGUUAUCUUAUUUUGGACAAGGCGCCUUCACUAACUCUGCUCUUUAAUUUUUCCUGGUGCUUUACAGGAAAUAUAAGAAAAUAAUGGAGUUAUGAAGUUCUUGGCAUAUUUCAGAGGCUACAUGCACAUUGCGGAGAAGGCUCUUUCGUCAUAUAUGAUGUUUUCCCUUUCUUUUUUUUCCUUCUGUUGAUAGCUCUGGAAUGAUUAGCAUCUAGGCCCUGACCAGCUGCUUGGAUGCCACUGGGAUCAUCUUCCUCUUCGAUGCCGCUACCCUUCCCUUCUCCCUUACCCUCGGUACCAGACAAUAUUUCUAACUCUUCCCCUCCCCCAAUGUCUUACAUCACUUCCCAGGAGAUGAAGUGUAUUCUUCACUGGUUUGCCAGCUGGUCAGGUCCUCAGCGUGAACGUUUCCUACAGGACCUGGUAGCUAAGGCAGUACCGGGAAAAUUGCAGCCACUGCUGGAAAGUCUGGAGCAGCUUAGCGUGUCUGGAGCAAACCGACCACCUUGUAUCUUUGAGUGCCAGCUACGUCUUUGGGAUCAGUGGUUUCGAGGUUGGGCUGAGCAGGAGCGCAAUGAAUUUGUCAGGCAGCUGGAGAUCAGUGAGCCAGACUUCGUGGCAAAGUUUUACCAAGCAGUGGCUGCUACCGCUGGUAAAGACUGAUAGGCAUUAAAAUCAAAGAAGAUAACCAGAGCUAAUGGAGCCGAGGCCACAACUUUACCAUGAGAACUUCAAAUGUAUCACUUAAAGGCCUGGGGAUGGUGUCCCGAUCAGCUGACUGAACUUGCUGACCAAUACAAGCCUGGUGAUUUCAACAGCCGAUCAACUGGAUUCCUAGUGUAAAUGUUUUCCAUCUAAGCAAAUCCAGAUCAGCAAUCUGUCUCCUAGCUUACUUGCUUCCAAGAGAUGUCAAACCCUCAAGAAUUUAAAGGCUGCUUUUACAACUAUAACCGAAAGGAAUCUACACAUUAUAACUCAAGCCUACUGCCGGCCCAUAGGGGUAUAAAAUAGAGCCCUUCUACUCCAGAAACAAGAGAGAAGGACAAUAAAAGGUCAUGUUCUUAUAAUUUAGCUGGAUUCAGAUGGCUGCUUUCACCACUGUUACCAAAUUCUGGCAUAAUUAUGUGAUAUCCCAACUACUAGCUUUCCUAGUGAUGAUUUAGUAAACUUAUGGAAAAAUCAGGAGGUGGAGAUAAUUAGCUACUCCUUCCUCCACACUGAUGUUGGUAUGAAUCCAAGUAGCAAUGAUUUUUUUCUAAAGUAUAUAUGACAUCCUUGGAGCUGGUAGCAGAUGUUCCUAUUCUAUAAGUUUGCUUUACAACAAUAUGAAAACAAGUGACAUUCUUUACAGGUUGAAGGGUUUAUUUUUUGUAUCAAAAUAAAGAACAGAUUUUCAGAACCGUAA